Chiroxiphia lanceolata (lance-tailed manakin) is the source of this 1135-nucleotide messenger RNA. It is a transcript of the gene MYOZ2, whose product is annotated as myozenin 2. Gene Ontology annotation, cellular component: Z disc; actin cytoskeleton. The record is from RefSeq and is a predicted model, not a curated record. Gene Ontology annotation, molecular function: telethonin binding; FATZ binding; actin binding. Lineage: Eukaryota; Metazoa; Chordata; Aves; Passeriformes; Pipridae.
AUGUUGGUCCAAGUUUGUGGUUUGGUAACCAGCAAUCUCUGUGUCAAAAGUCCUUUUGCCCAGUAUCACAUUGUGAAGCCUAAAAAUAACCUGGCCUCUAUAUUUACACUGUUGGAUAAGCAAGGAAAAAUCGUAUCAGCAAACCACAAUGUUAUCAGAUUCUGCCUGAUCAAAGAGAGGAAAGAACAAGCAUCAGCCAUUGAUGAAAUACACAGCAAUGCCUCACCCACCUUAAACCUCGGGAAAAAGGUCAGCACGCCCAGAGAUAUCAUGGUAGAGGAACUCUCAACACUCAGCAACAGAGGGGCCAGACUCUUCAAGAGACGCCAGCGGAGAUCUGAUAAAUACACAUAUGAAAAUUAUCAUUACGUAGCAAACAAGCCAAGAAAUCGUGGGGAGCCCAUCCCGAGCGUGAGAAUGGACAGCCUCAGUGUGGAAGGAAUUCCCCAGCACGCCCCAAUGACACCUCCCAACACCCCCGAUCCCCGGAGCCCACCACACCCUGACAACAUUGCCCCAGGAUAUUCUGGACCACUGAAAGAAAUUCCUCCUGAGAAGUUCAACACUACUGCUGUGCCCAAGUACUAUCAGUCUCCCUGGAUAGAAGCCAUUAGAGAUGAUCCAGAGCUGCUGGAAGCUUUAUAUCCUAAACUUUUUACACCGGAAGCAAAGCCAGAACUGCCUGACUACAGGAGCUUUAACAGAGUUGCCACUCCCUUUGGUGGUUUUGAGAGAGCAUCCAAGCUGGUUAAAUUCAAGGUACCAGAUUAUAACCUACUGAUGCUAAACGACCCCAGAUUCAUGAUCCUUGCAAACCCUCUCGCUGCCAGAAGGUCCUUCAACAGGACUCCCAAAGGAUGGACGUGAAACAUCCCUGUCGUGUUCAUCCAGCCCGCGGAGUCCAACCCCGUUCCAGAAACAGAGGACCUGUGAGAGAGCCUGCAUUCUACACCCUACAAAAUGCUGGAAGCUGCACAUCCAUGUAUUUUUGGUCCAAAUAUUACUGAAGGCUACUGACAAAUUUUUUCCCUUGGCAGCUGGAGCAUAAGCAAUAAUGUCUGAUGCAGUGUCUUUUUCUGGCACCGAGUUUCAGCUGUAAACACGAUAUAAAUAAAGUCAUUUGGAAAAUAUGACA